AUCACACAAUCAAACCCCUCUCCCUCCCUGAAAAGAAAAAAAGAAAAUCAAUGGCACCAAAGGCCGCAGAGAAGAAACCCGCCGAGAAGAAGCCAGCGGAAGAGAAAGCACCGGCGGAGAAGAAGCCAAAGGCCGGCAAGAAACUGCCCAAGGAAGGCGGAGCCGAUAAGAAGAAGAAGAGAACGAAGAAGAGCGUAGAGACGUACAAGAUCUACAUCUUCAAGGUGUUGAAACAGGUGCAUCCUGACAUCGGGAUCUCUAGCAAGGCGAUGGGAAUCAUGAACAGUUUCAUCAAUGAUAUAUUUGAGAAACUUGCUCAGGAGAGUUCCAGGCUUGCUAGGUACAACAAGAAGCCCACCAUCACCUCACGUGAGAUUCAGACUGCCGUACGCCUUGUUCUUCCCGGUGAGUUGGCCAAACAUGCCGUUUCCGAAGGCACAAAGGCUGUCACCAAAUUUACCAGCUCUUAAAUAUUACUUGUUAUCAGUUACAGUUACUCUCUAAAUCUGCUUGUUGAGUACAAAUUUAAUGAAAUAUGUUUGUUAGCAUGCAAUGAUUGUUGAUCUCCAUCUUUAACA
Helianthus annuus (common sunflower) is the source of this 578-nucleotide messenger RNA. Its product is annotated as probable histone H2B.3. Gene Ontology annotation, molecular function: structural constituent of chromatin; protein heterodimerization activity; DNA binding. Gene Ontology annotation, cellular component: nucleosome. The transcript has a single exon. The record is from RefSeq and is a predicted model, not a curated record. Gene Ontology annotation, biological process: nucleosome assembly. Lineage: Eukaryota; Viridiplantae; Streptophyta; Magnoliopsida; Asterales; Asteraceae. The coding region runs from base 51 to 470 and encodes 139 amino acids.